Lotus japonicus is the source of this 1083-nucleotide messenger RNA. RefSeq lists its product as uncharacterized. The record is from RefSeq and is a predicted model, not a curated record. NCBI's taxonomy places the organism in Eukaryota, Viridiplantae, Streptophyta, Magnoliopsida, Fabales, Fabaceae. The coding region runs from base 1 to 1083 and encodes 360 amino acids. The transcript has a single exon.
AUGUUGUGUUUGUCUAUUUGGGGUUACAACGAUUUUGAUUGGGUUUUCCUACCGGCUACCAACAGAGGUGGAGGCUUGCUAUGUGUUUGGAGUAGGGAAUCGUCUAGUCUGAAUGAGUGUAUUUAUGGCAGGAAGUUUCUUUGUGUGAAGGGGUUCUUUGAGGAUUGUGAAUUGAUUAUUACAAACUUCUAUGGGUCCUCAUCUCUGGCUGAAAAACGAGCUCAAUGGAGUGAUCUUGUUGCCUUGAAAUCUGCCAGCAAUGUCCCUAGGUGGUGCAUCUUUGGUGACUUCAAUUUGGUGCGCUUUCCAGAGGAGAGAAGAGGUAUUAAUUCUAACACUGAACCUUACCGUAGGGAUAUGGAAGAAUUCAAUUUGUUUAUUAAUACUAUGGAACUGUUUGAUCUCCCAAUGGGUGGUAAGAGAUUCACUUGGUUUAGGUCAAAUGGCCAAGCGGUGAGCAGAUUGGACAAGGCCUUGGUAUCGAGUGAUUGGUUGGGAAUUUGGCCUCAUAAUUGCCAACAGGUUCUUCGCAGGGACAUUUUAUACCAUUGCCCGGUGAUUUUAAGCUCUUCUUUGGUGAUUUGGGGACCAAAACCUUUUAGGGUUUUAAAUUGUUUGUUGCAAGACCCUAAACUAAAAUCCUUUGUGGAAGAGGAGUGGCCAAAGCUCAAGUUUCAGGGUUGGGGGGCCUUCAUCUUAAAAGAGAAGCUCAAGGCCCUGAAGGUGUUGUUAAAGCGGGGGAACCUUGAUGUAUUUGGGGAUGUGAACAAGCAUAAGAUGGAAAUUGUGAUUAAGAUGGAAGGGCUAGACAAGAAAGCAGAAGAGGGUAACCUGACGGAGGACGAGUCCAAAGCUAGGAAACUCCUUCAAGCUGACUUUUGGAAGAUUAACAAGCUAAAUGAGUCCCGUCUUUUUCAAAAAUCUAAGGCUCGUUGGAUCAAGGAAAGGGAUGCCAACACUAAAUACUUUCACACAGUCAUAAAUUGGAAGAGGAGAAAGAAUGUUUUGUUGGGACUCAAUGUGAAUGGCUCUUGGAUUUCUGGACCACUUGAGGUGAAGCAACAUGUGAAGGCUUUUUUUUGA